GCCAGUUGUGAAGGAGGAUGAUGGUGAUGAUGAAGUACUGGCUGUGGGGGGUCGCGUAUGCCACCCUCCUGAUGCUUGGCAACGUGUUGGCCACUUACCAGCUCCACGCGCAGAACUUUGGACGGAGCUGGAACAACGGACGACCCCCCACGCGGACCCUCAACCCAGCAAUACACAGAGGUGACUACACAUAUAGAGGAGGGUAUCACUACCACUACCAGCCACCAAGGAUCCCCCCACCGGUAGUGUAUCCACCUUUUCCUCUUUCUCCUCCAGUGACUUACCACAGACCCUCGGUCCCUAUGUGGCCCUAUCAACACAAAUUCAAAGGGCAAUUGGUACCACAGUUCCCACAUAUUUACAAAGUUCCUGCCCCACCUCUAGUGCACCGCCCCCACUAUAAUCUCAAAGUCCCUUAUUACCCGCAAGGCCCGUGUCCGACAAAAUCCGCCCCCACGGUGGCGUCUAGACCCGUGGUGUACCUCCCGACUGUCCCUCCCACCCUGCGGGUAACCCCGGCAUCAACUAUGGCGCCAACAAUAGCUCUGACUCUGCCCCCAACCACCACGCCAGCGGCGACCACCACUUUGGCACCAGCGGAGACCACCACUCCAGUGCCGGUCAGUACCCAAAGCGGCUCCGCCACCACCGUCAGUCCUGUGAAGACAGGUAGACUAUUACCAGUCAGGUUUGCUCGAUUAUUAAAGCUUAUUUCUUUCUGCAUUUGUAGCUCGGCAGUUAAUGCAGACUCUUUAAUGGUUAAUAUGUGUGGUCCAAUCAAGCAAUGUUUUUAUAUUUUAAAAAAAUGGUGUGGCACUACUCAUAACUGCAACAAUUGCAGCGACCUUUGGAGCGUCAUUCCAAUUUCUAAUCCAAACUCCACAGAAAAUAAGGAUCAUUCCUUAAUGGUGCCGUGUCCAUUACCAGAGUCACCGGAGUCUCAGUGCAGGAGCCGCAUUUUGGACCUGGUUUUCAUCAUCGACAGCUCGCGUAGCAUUCGGCCCAAUGAUUUCGAGAAGGUCAAGAACUUCCUGGUGCACAUGGUCGAUACGUUGGCGGUUGGCUCGGACGCCACCAGAGUGGCCGUGGUCAACUACGCCAGCACGGUCAAGAUCGAGUUCCUGCUCAAAGACCACUUCAAAAAGCCCGACAUGAAGAAGGCCAUCUCCCGCAUCGAGCCCCUCGCUGCCGGCACCAUGACCGGCCUGGCCAUCAAGACGGCGGUGAACGAAGUCUUCACCGAGCAGUCCGGAGCCCGGCCUCCCUCCGGCAACAUUGCCAAAGUGGCCAUCGUUGUGACUGACGGCAGGCCACAGGACCGCGUGGGGGACGUCUCCGCCGCUGCCCGGGCCGGAGGCAUUGAGAUCUACGCUGUUGGAGUGGACCUUGCGGAAAUGGCUUCGCUGAAGCAGAUGGCGAGUUUGCCUCUGGAGGACCACGUCUUCUACGUGGAGACCUACGGCGUUAUUGAGAAGCUCACCUCAAAGUUUCAGGAGACCCUGUGCGGUAUGACCGAGACGGGCCCGCGGGACCUUCUUCUACCAUUAACGAUGGUUCUAUUGGCAUGGAUACGCGGUCUGGAUCCCUGUUCCACUGGAAAUGACUGCGAGCACACUUGUGUCAACAGUGAUGUCUCCUUUUACUGCAAGUGCCGCUCUGGUUAUAUCUUGAACGCAGACCGGAAAACAUGUUCGCUGAAAGAGGUGAAGGUAGAGGUGGUGGUGGAUCCGUGCAAGUGUGAAGCCAGACUAGCGUUCCAGAAGCAGACGCGGGCUGCCGUGCAGCAGCUCACUGCUAAACUAGCUGAAGUAGCAAAGAGAAUAGAACGGCUGGAGGAUGCGCUGGGCCGCGUAUAACGCUUGACAAAGGGGUGAGUGUCGACACUCCGGUGACCCGGCCGGGCAGUAAAAAAAACAUCCCGGCGACCACACAGCAUGACCCCUUUCCGUUUAUUUGCUUUAUCUGCGCAGGCUGCCGGUGGGUGUCGGAGACAUGGGCUGCUGCAACCUGCACAUGUGCCGCUCCAUCGCUGCUGGACGGAUGUCGAGCGUGCAAUGUCUGUAGACCGCCAUGGAAUGUGAACAUACUAAUCACAUCUAUAUCGAUGUCUGCUCUGUUCAACGACUAUGUGCGCCGCACGUCUUUAAAAUCCCACAUAACAUUCAGAUUUGGAAGAUUUUGUGACCCUUGUGCAUACUGUGUACAUAUUUUUUUUUCUAAUUUUGAUCAAAUAUCAUAAAAAUACAAUACAUUGUGUUCUAUAUAUAUAUAUAAUGCCCACUGUAGUUUUUGUUUGAAUAAAAAAUAGAAUAGGCCUACUAGGAAUAUUUUUGUCUUUUUUAAGUAGACUAUGGUUAAUAAUGAAACCUAAAUUAUAACUACUUUAAGGCAAAAUUGAUAUCAAUUUUUAUAAAAUACAACAAUAGCAAGCAUGAAUUAUUUAAAAUUAAGAUCCCAUUCUUUGGAUGCCUUUAUACCCUGCGAAAAAAUUUCCAUAGAAAUCUAUAGAAUUCUAUAGAAUUUGUACAGAACAACUUGUUCUAUAGAACUUUGGCUGUGAUUUUCUAUAGAAUUUCUACAGAACAGUAGAAUUUCGAGAUUUUCUUUUAGAAUUCUAUCGGACUUGGGUCCUAAAGUUCUUUAGAAAUUCUUUAGAAAUGUUUGAUGGAAUUUUUUUAGCAGGGUAUAUAAUACAGUGGUACCUGGACUUAUGAGUUCCCCAACUUUCUAGUUAUUAGAGUUACGAACUGUCGUUUCAUCUUUUUUUUUUUUUUGCUCUGUGGUGCUAGCCAAAAUUUAACCAAGCUUCAGAUAGUUUGCUGCUGCAGAGAGUCAAGUACAAUUGCAAAUUAAAUUAAAUAAAUAAUUAAAUUUAGGAGAAAGAACUUUUGGAGUAAAUAACAUUUGCCAAGUGGUGUUGAUUAAAUAUAGGCGUAAAAUAGCCGACAACGCCAAUAGAUGAAUAAAAGCAGUAUUCCACAAUACAUUAAGAAGCAAAAAUUGUGAACAUUUUGCAGCUGUUACUUGGAAGGUUUUAUAGUUGAAUUAGAAAGAGUCUUUGGUGGGAAUUAGUUUUUGGAGGAGAGGAAUAGAAGGCUUUUUUAUUUUCCACCAGGAUGUGCUUUUACCGCCAUGACUGUCGUGGCAGACAACAUUCCGGGGUCAAAGGUGACCCUUCGGUCAAGUUGGCUUGUUUGCCGAAUCGUGAGCUGGACACAGAGCGUCUUUUGUGCGCCCCCUCGCGAGUCAACAUUUAUCUCCGGUCUACUCAUGUCUACUCUUUUACUAGACAGCUGCUUUGUGUUUGUUUGCCACCGUGCCGGCUUUCAUGGUUACCGCAUACAUGGAAGGCGAAGCUGGUCAUGCCGUGUCAGUGGGAGGAAGAAGACGAAUGUGGCUGACACGUCAUUGCGAAGUGGAAAAGCGUAAAGAUUACAGGCGACAAAUUCCAAUAUGCUUUCCUUUGAAGGAAAGAAAAGCCUCUGAACAUACAAAAAAAAUGUCUUUACGUACUUUCAAUCUGGCAGUUUCUAAUAUUAGCCCGUGCAUCUGCCCACUUGUUUAAUAUCCAUCCGGCCACCAUAUCUGUCCUUCCAUGGUUCAAUGAUGAUUUUUCAUAUCCUCAACUGGGGGAGUGAAAUCCAGUCACCCUUGCGAGGAAUAAAAAGAAAAACGCCCCCAGCCGACUGAUCGACUGACCGAAAGAACGUAUGUGUGAUGGAUGCUGGGUGCGGUUGGACUUGAACACUUUGUGUCAAG
Molecule: messenger RNA, 3759 nt
Organism: Syngnathoides biaculeatus (alligator pipefish)
Lineage: Eukaryota; Metazoa; Chordata; Actinopteri; Syngnathiformes; Syngnathidae
Product: collagen alpha-1(XII) chain-like
Exons: 7
Coding region: 18-1856 (612 amino acids)
Molecular function (GO): calcium ion binding
Source: RefSeq, a predicted model, not a curated record